Molecule: messenger RNA, 900 nt
Organism: Alternaria incomplexa
Lineage: Eukaryota; Fungi; Ascomycota; Dothideomycetes; Pleosporales; Pleosporaceae
Exons: 2
Coding region: 1-900 (299 amino acids)
Cellular component (GO): mitochondrion
Source: RefSeq, a predicted model, not a curated record
AUGCCCAACAACUUCGACAAGGAUUACACCGUCACAUGUGGCCGCGGCCAAGAAUACAUCCUGCGUCUAACUGUCCCUGUCGACGCACGAUCAAAGACUAUGAGCGAGGUGGCUACUAUCGAGUACAUCCGUCAUCACACUGAGGUUCCAGUACCACAGGUCUUCUGCUACCAGGCUAAUACCGACAACGAACUUGGACUUGAGUGGAUACUCAGGGCGCGUAUGCCCGGCCGCAAACUGGGUGAUGAAUGGGAGGGCAUGGACUAUCUCAAGAAAGAGCAACUGGUGCGUAAAAUGGUCUCUGUUCACGCGCAGCUCUUCCAACAGCGGUUCGAUCAACUGGGCAACUUGUACCCUGCGAAUGAACUUCCUCAUUUAACCACGCCAGGCCUGGAUGAUAUCGCUUUGCUUACACUGGAGGUCUCAAUCCUCUCCACGAAAGUCGGCCUAGGCAAGAUCGUCUCCGCGCCCUUCUUCUGGGGCGCACACAUCGACCACAACGUCCCGCGCGGCCCUUACAAGCGGAGUCAAGACUGGCUUACCGCACAACUGCAGCUCAGCCUCUUUGAUCUUGACGACGAGUCCAAGCUUGAAACGUCGGACGAAAUCAAGCGCUCGAUAUACCAAAAUAUCAUCGAUUCUUAUCCCGGCGAGCCUGACGAAGCGGCUACCGCCAUAUGGAAGAAACAAAUCGAUAGGAUAAAUACAGAUCCGCACCUUAAGUAUGCCCGUGGAAAGGUCGAAGAAGCUAAACAGCGAGCCCAACGCCUGCUUAAACUUAUGCCAAAGAUUUUCCCCGAGGAGAAAGAUGAAGAGGUAUUCGUGCUUCACCACCAAGACCUCCACGCAGCCGACAUCCUCGUCGACUCCAACGGCGCCUUAACCGGUAUCUUCGACUAG